CAUCCCCUCCUCUUCUCGUCGAUCUGAAUCCUGGUGCAAGCAAAAACACCUCAGCCAUGAGCCGACAGCCAAACACCCGCCUCUGGGGUGAGAGUUGACUAUUUGAAUCUAAACUCCCGGCGUUUAAGUUUCCAGUUUCCACCCGAUCUCCUCUAUUGGGCCGGUUAGUGAAAGUCAAGGUACUAAUUAUUAUUGUUAUCCGCCAGAGUGGCAAUUGACCAACUUGCCAGCAACUAAAUUAACGCGGUUAAGCUUUAACCUAUGCUGAAGAAAGUCAGACGAAAGGUCGUGACUGCGAUCACAAAGCCCUUCAAGAAAAAGGGUAGAAAAACCCCUCCUCCUCCUCCCCCAACAGAACCAGAGCCAGCCCCACCAUCGCCUGCUUCUCCUUCUCCACCUCAAUCUCUCACCAUGUCACCACCCAAGAGGAAACACACACAACCGUUCCUCUUCCCUCAAUCCCAAUCUGUAGUUCUCCCUGAUCCCUCCACCUUCUUCUCACCCAACCUCCUCUCCUCCCCACUUCCCACGAAUUCUUUCUUUCAGAAUUUCGUCCUCAAGAACGGUGAUCAACCUGAAUACAUCCAUCCUUAUCUCAUUAAAUCUGCAGUCUCUGCCCUCACCGUCUGUUACCCAUCUCAAUCCCACAACUCGGCUUUCAUUUACCAGAUCUUUAAUGCUGAUCUCACCAUUUCUACUUUGAACAAUCCCAACCCUAAUGCCACCCACAUCAUAUCUUCCUUCAGUGACCUCAGUGUCACGUUGGAUCAUCCUUCGAGCAAUUUAAGGUUCUUUCUUGUGAGGGGCAGUCCAUUCUUGACUUGCAACGUUAUGGGCAAUGUUGCGCUCUCAAUUUCAACCAUCCACGCUAUUAUUGGCUUUUCUUCUAAUGCAUCCCUCACCAAGUACACCAUCAAGCUCAAUAACAAUCAGACUUGGCUAUUGUAUGCUUCUUCACCCAUAAGCUUGACUCAUGACAUAUCUAGUAUUACUUCUGGUGUGUUUACUGGGAUUAUAAGGAUUGCUGCAUUGCCAGAUUCUGAUUCAAGAUCGGAAGCGAUUCUUGAUCGAUUCAGUUCUUGUUAUCCACUGUCUGGUGAUGCUAUUUUCAAUAGGCCAUUUUGUUUGGAGUACAAAUGGGAGAAGAGAGGAUGGGGAGAUUUGCUAAUGCUUGCACAUCCUCUCCAUCUUAAGCUUCUUUCAAGUGGAGAUUGCUUUCUCACUGUCUUAAAUAAUUUUAAGUACAACAGCAUCGAUGGUGAGCUGGUAGGCGUUGUUGGAGAUUCAUGGUUUCUGAAAAGUGAUCCUAUCUCUGUAAAUUGGCAUUCGAUAAAAGGUGUUCGGGAGGAAACGCAAGAAGAAAUAGUUAAUGCUCUUAUCAAGGAUGUGGAGGCCCUUAGUACAACUUCCAUAUCCACUACUUCAUCUUAUUUCUAUGGUAAAUUGAUUGCUAGAGCUGCAAGAUUUGCAGUGAUUGCCGAAGAAGUGUCUUACCUUGAUGUGGUUCCAGCUAUUAAAAAGUUCUUGAAGGAUACCAUUGAGCCUUGGUUAGAUGGCACAUUUGGGGCAAACGGGUUCUUAUAUGAUCCAAAAUGGGGUGGAAUUGUGACUAAACAAGGAUCAUUGGAUUCUGGGGCUGAUUUUGGGUUUGGAAUUUACAAUGACCACCAUUAUCAUCUAGGCUAUUUCAUUUAUGCAAUUUCUGUGCUUGCAAAGAUUGAUCCUUUUUGGGGGAAGAAGUAUAGGCCCCAGGCUUACUCAAUGAUGGCAGACUUCAUGAACUUAAGCAGGAGAGCAGAUUCUAGUUAUCCACGUCUGAGGUGUUUUGACUUGUGGUUAUUGCAUUCUUGGGCUGGAGGAUUGACGGAGUUUGCAGAUGGAAGGAAUCAGGAAAGCACAAGCGAGGCUGUAAAUGCAUACUAUUCAGCAGCUUUGAUGGGGUUGGCCUAUGGAGACACCCAUCUUGUUGCCAUUGGAUCAACUAUUGCAGCUCUAGAGAUUCAGUCAGCGCAAACAUGGUGGCAUGUGAGAGAGAACGACGCUCUAUAUGGAGACGAAUUUACUAGAGAGAACAGAGUGGUUGGCGUCUUGUGGGCUAACAAAAGGGACAGUGGACUUUGGUUUGCUCCACCCGAAUGGCGGGAGUGUAGGCUGGGAAUUCAGGAGCUGCCUCUGUUACCUAUAACCGAGAUUUUGUUCUCGGAUGUUGAGUAUGCCAAAGAGCUCGUGGAAUGGACGUUGCCAGCUUUGGCAAGGGAAGGGGUUGGAGAAGGGUGGAAGGGGUUUGUCUAUGCCUUGGAAGGGAUUUAUGACAGAGAAGGUGCUUUGGCUAAGAUCAAGCAACUGACUGGGUAUGAUGAUGGGAACUCUCUUACAAAUCUUUUAUGGUGGAUUCACAGUAGAGAUGAUGGAGAAGAGAUGCAUGAAAGAGGAGGCAAAUUGUGCUGGUAUAGUCACUAUCAUCACUGAAUUCGUGAAUCCAGUGAGCUGAUAAGUAUAAUAAGACGACUCCAACAUGAUAUUAUGUGUACCAAUAAAAAUCCGAACUAAAGAAUUUGUACCUCACCCGAUCAUUAUUGAGAGUUUAUAUCUUCGCUUUAUAGAAGGAGAAUGCGUGUUCAUUUGAUCUUGA
Molecule: messenger RNA, 2632 nt
Organism: Coffea eugenioides
Lineage: Eukaryota; Viridiplantae; Streptophyta; Magnoliopsida; Gentianales; Rubiaceae
Product: probable endo-1,3(4)-beta-glucanase ARB_01444
Exons: 1
Coding region: 262-2469 (735 amino acids)
Molecular function (GO): endo-1,3(4)-beta-glucanase activity
Source: RefSeq, a predicted model, not a curated record